AGGACAUUCCUCAUCGCAGCGGUCUCGUACGCGCAUGUCUGUUCCUUGUAAACACUGCAUCGCCUCUCACGAGUCUGCUGUCUCAUAGAGGUGUAACAAUGAAUGGGGAAGUCAUUUUCCCAGUUCCUGAAACAGCCUGUGUAUUACGAGGGUCAGGAUGGCCUCACCUCUCAUCUCGAAGACAAUGCAACAGAAGAUGGGAAGGGUGGUGACGUUUCCCAAAUUCCAUAUGUGGAGUUUACAGGAGGAGACAGUGUGACGUGUCCUACAUGUCAGGGCACUGGAAGGAUCCCUAGAGGACAGGAAAAUCAACUUGGGGCAUUAAUUCCAUACAGUGACCAAAGGCUUCGCCCAAGGAGGACGUAUACAUAUAUGCAAUCAUAUGUACCCCUGUCAUAUUGGAAUGAAAGUGUAGGCUACACCUUUCUCAUAACCACUAGGUGGGGGUGGUAUUUUGGAACAUCACCAAUAACAAUCACCAAUAAGAACAUCACCAAUAACAACUACUACUCAGUCGAGGGGGCCACUAUCACAGCUCAGGUGGAGUUUGUCAACACUGUGAUUGGCAAAUCUCGCAUCACUAACGCUACUGCCAUUGGCCCUCUGGACAUGAAACAGAUUGAUUAUAUGGUUCCCACCGUCAUAGCAGAUGAGAUGAGCUACAUCGACUACUGUACUCUACAAUCCAUCAAGGUUCACAACAUAGUCUUCAUGAUGCAAGUGACGGUCACCACCACGUACUACAGCCAUGCUGAGCGAGUGUCACAGGAGAUGGACCAGUAUGUCGACUGUGGAGGGAACACCACGUCCAACACCGGAAUGACCAAUCCGUUUAGCAUCCCACAUCCAGAGUAGCGAACCACCUGACACUAACACUGCAAGCAUUUGAAGUCUUUCGUGGUUCACUGGUAUCCUAUUUGCUUCCUGCCCCUUAGAUGAAUUAUCACAGGUUUUGAAUGAUUUCAACAAAAGAAAUCCAUACUGACAAAUGUGAAUCAACCCAGGGAAGCUUUUCUUGACACUUGUCAUGACGAAUUGGAAUGUCUCUUGUGAAUACGACCACAAUAAUACUUCCAGAAAUAGGUACCUAUAAGGUUUGUAACAAGUAAAAUCAUCAAUAUGGCAGCAUGCUAGAACAGUGGUUAGCAUAGCUGCUUCACAGUUGCGAGGUUCUGGGUUCAAAUCUUGGCUCAGGCCCUCGCGUGGAUUUUACAUAUUGUCCCUAUUCUUGCGAGGACUUUCUUCGGUUCCUCUGGCUUCCUGCUGCAUGCAACAACUUACAUGUUAGGUUAAUGGAAGACUGUAAAUUGUCUACAGUUGGGAUUGUGAGUGUGAAUAGCUGUUUAUUUGUGCAAGCAGUCCAGGGCAAAGCCGUAGAAAACCAAGUCUGGACAGUGACAUGCGCCGGUGCCAUAUUGUCACCCAGCUUGACAUGGCAUCACUAUGCAAUGCAACAUGAUGCAAUUGAUUUCCAAAAUGUACAAGAAGAUGGAUGGAAGGAAGGGAUGUUUUCCACAAAAACCUCACAAUAUAUAUAUUUAAUGUUCAUAUUUACCAGUCAAUAAAAUUUUAGCAAGUUUGAGUUGAAACUGUCAUGUCACCAACCAGUAGUAUCGCUAGUUAUUGCAGUAUACACGAGGAGUCCGCUACCUGUUUUCCGGGUUUGAUCACGUGACGUUCCUGACGCAAGUUCCUGUGAUGAUAAUUUUGGUCGACAGCAGAGGGCGAUAUUGCCCAACAUGCCGGCCCCCGGAGAUGGAUGAAAAUUGAUUAAUUAAUUUGUUUCAUUCUUAUUACACGAGCGCAGUAUUAAUCAGAAUGCCUUUUUUAGACUUGUGGUGGCAAAAAACAAAAAAAAAUUGAAAGUCCCCACUUUACUGUAGUUCCCCUUUAAUUACUAUACAGUAUGAUCAAUAUGGGGUUUAAUGCCCACAAGCGUCACCUUUCUGUUUUUCGGGAAACGAUGCAUCUGCACGCCCUGGUCGGUAUGAGUUGUAUGACUGCCUACAGUCACACAACAAACUAUUUUGUCCAAAAUUGCCAAACUCCACUUAGAAAACGAGAAAAACUGAUCAAGGCGAACAUACGGAAAUGUGAGGAUUGGAAACCUUGGCUGAAAACAUGGCGUCCAUAAAGAGAGUGACAUGGAUUUAAGCAAUGACAGAGAAGUGUGGUGAGUUCAAAAGUGUCCAGACUGUGUUUUCUACGACUUUGGUCUGGGUCCUGUGUACGUACCCUGCCUCUUGUCCAAAGUCAGCUCGGAAAAGGCUCCAGCACACCUGCCAGUGGUAUAGAAAAUGGAAGAAAAGUUAAACACAGCUGAAUUGUUACAAAAUGUGUAUAUGAUGACUAUAGAGAUUAGUAACUAGCCAUUUUUAUAACACAACAUUUUUACACCCCGAAACCCCUCUUAUGAGUACAACAGUGUGUUUGUUAACUCAUGACAUUUGUAUCGUAUUCCUGUAAAAGAAAUCUGACUUGACCUACAAAUUUGUUUUUUGUUUCGUUUCAAAAUGCAUUUGGUUCACAUUCAUUUAAUCAACAAUAAUUAAAAAAAACAAAAAACGUUUUACAUGCGAGCAAAUUUAAGUGACAGCAUGAUUUUUUUUUUUUUUUUUUUUGGUAAUUCAUUGGCCAUGAUUUAUGGUUUAUGAUUUGUCUACUGUAUUUUAUCAUUGAAAAAUCUCACGGCACACCAACAAACAAAAAUGUGACAAAAAGUGGACACAUUAAUUACUGUAUGUAUUUCCUGCCAUCUAAUAGCAGAGCAUUUAUUUGUUCUGUCUGUCACUUUGCCUCACUGGCAUAAAUAGAUGAAUAAAGAUACAUUAUUUCUUGGAAAUAAAGAAUUUUUUUCGAGCAAUUAAAUCAAAUUUGGUAUCUCCCACGGCACACCUGAAGAGCGCUCCCAGCACGGUAAUGUGCCCCGCACACUGGUUGGGAAUCGCUGCUUUACUGGCAUCAUAGUGGAGUGGCGGUUAACAUGUCUGCCUCACGAUCGAGAGGUUUUGCUUCUGAUUCUAAACUCUGGGUCCCCUGUGUGGGGUUUGCAUGUUCUCUCUGUAGUUGACUGGGUUUUCGCAGGUUAGCUUGGAUAGGCUCUAGUUCAAUGGAUACUUAGGUCAAGCCAGUGGUGUUGGUAGGCCUGAAGCCCCACAAAAGAAAUCUCAAGAUGCCCCCCAAAAAAAAUUUGGUAGUAUGUUUAUGGCGAAGUUCUAUUGUCAUAGCCCCCCUAAAACUAUACAAUAUAUACAAUACCCCUAUCCCCCGUCGGCGAUUGGUUUUGAGGGUAACAAAACAAAAAUGUACGGGGGGCGGGGGCAAAGCCACCCUAACCGUCAAAACCUAGCCCCCUAACCCCCUUGGUUAAGCAAAAUAUAAAAUAGAUUGAUGCUUUUACCUGCUGAGCCAUAAGUGAAGCAGAAAACAAGUUGUUAAUGGCCAAAUUAGAACCUGAUGAAGCUGAGAUGUAACUGUCAAUAAUGCACUUUGGAGUACAGUAUUUCUAAAUUGCAUUAUCAGCAUCAUGUUCCCCUCAAGCUAAUUCGUCCAGCACAGUAUGUUGGUAGCAAACUUUUGCUGUGUUAUUAAAGAAUGCAGACGCCAUUACAUUAUGAAAAUAGCAAUGUUAAGCUUGUUUAUUUGACCGCACUUUUAUCACUGGACUUUGUGUGCACUAUUCAAGUGGAACCUCGAUUUAACAGACUAAAAGUGGCGGGGGGUGCGUCCGUUACAGAUGAUUGUCCAUUAUAUUGAAGCCCUUUUUUUCACGGCCUAAAUACAACGAUACAUGUCAAAAAACUAAAGUUUUAAACUUUUUUUCAUGGCCUAAAACACACAAUGGAGUAAAAAAAUUACUGUAAAUAAAUAUAAACUUACCUCUUCCGGGAGGUAUUUGAACCCUGGGUUGCCAUUUUCUCGAGCGCAGCGAGCCACCACGCAAGCACAUGAGUAAUUAACAUGCGAUUUGCAUGCAUCCAGGUGCAAGUAGAGUAGCAUGUGGCUCACCACACCAGUCCCUUACGUCACAUAUCUGUUAAAUUGGUGUCCGUUAAAACAAGGUUCCACUGUAUACAUACAGUAUAGUGUAAUUUGUUGUUUCUUAAAGUACUUCCCACUUGGGUUAAUUGGGGUCUUUUUGCAGUUGGAUUAUUUUUCACAAUGGAUUGCAGUAGAACAAACCGUUGCUUGCAUGGCGACAUUUUAAAAUUUGGGGGAUAAAUAUACGUUAAACACCAUCAAAAAUGAUUUCCUUGUAUUUCAACCCAUUGCAGAGUCCUCUUAAGACUUUUUUUCUUCUUGUAAUUGUAAUAACAUUUUGCUGAAUGUUGUUGGUAGGUAUAAGCAAUGUACCCUUUCACCACUGAUGCAUCACCAGCUCAUUUUAUUUAUAAAAAGAAUUGCACAUUUUUUUCUGACAUUUGCAUUAUUUAUUUUCUGUACUAAAAAUUUGCUGUCCUGUUAAACCUUGAGAUUUUCUCUUCAAAGCUGUCGUUGAACAACAUUUGGUAUAUACAACCCCAAUUCCAAUGAAGUUGGGACCUUGUGUUAAACAUAAAUAAAAACAGAAUACAAUGAUUUGAAAAUCAUGUUCAGCCUAUAUUUAAUUGAAUACACUACAAAGACAAGAUAUUUAAUGUUCAAACUGAAGAACUGUAUUGUUUUUAGCAAAUAAUCAUUAACUUAGAAUUUUAUGGCUGCAACACGUUCCAAAAAAGCUGGGACAGGUGGCAAAGUUGAGGAAUGCUCAUCAAACACCUGUUUGGAACAUCCCACAGGUGAACAGGCUCAUUGGGAACAGGUGGGUGCCAUGGUUGGGUAGAAAAGGAGCUUCCCUGAAUUGCUCAGUCAUUCACAAGCAAAGAUGGGACGAGGUUCACCUCUUUGUGAACAAGUGCGUGAGAAAAUAGUCCAACAGUUUAAGGACAAUGUUCCUCAACGUACAAUUGCAAGGAAUUUAGGGAUUUCAUCA
Messenger RNA from Phycodurus eques (leafy seadragon), 4972 nucleotides. RefSeq names its product transmembrane protein 106B-like. The record is from RefSeq and is a predicted model, not a curated record. Lineage: Eukaryota; Metazoa; Chordata; Actinopteri; Syngnathiformes; Syngnathidae.